GUUAUGUGUAUCAUGUGAGGUCUAAAGCUGCAGUUUCACAUUCUUUCAUUCCGAUACUAUAUAAGAAGAUCACCUGAACCAUUCACUUUUUCUUUUUUCCUCUCUCAGGACAGUACAUUGUUUAUUUCUAGAUACAGUUACCAUGGCAGCAAGGAUGGUAAUUCAGCAGCCUCCAGUUCUGGUUAAUGCUGUACAGUCCAACCAGUGGAGCUCUGGCAUAUGUGACUGUUGUAAUGAUAUAGGGGAAUGCUGCUGCGCGUUCUGGUGCUUCCCGUGCUAUGCCUGUAAGGUAUCCAAGGACCAUGGGGAGUGCUUGUGUCUCCCUCUGUUGGAUUUCCUAGGCUUUAUACCACCUGUGUCCUUAGCCAUGAGGGUCUCCGUUCGUCAGCGCUAUGGUAUCACGGGCUCUAUUUGCAACGACUGCUUGUACUCUGUAUUCUGCACCGCCUGCUCCUGGUGUCAGAUAUCACGUGAGAUGAAGGCCCGACAACAGCUUGUCGUCUUCACCGGUGCUACCCAUAAAUAACUGUUUCAAUGUGAGAUGUUUAUUGGUAUUGAAUGCAAUGAAAGUGCCUUUUCUCUCGGCUCCUAGUGACCUCAGCAAAUUUGAUGAGAUUCAAAGGGUCACCUAUAAUCACUGGAUCUGGACUGUUUAACUGUACGUUAACCCAGGAGCCACAGUGGAUACUACUUUUCAUUAUAUUAGCCUCCUUAGGGAUUAACAGGUAUGAUGAUGUCAAACUGUAAAAGUCAUGAAUUAUGACUUUAAAAUGUAAGGUUGAUUACAGCUGGAAAGUAAGCAUAAAUAUGUUUCUGCAAUGUAUUAUUUCCACCUGUACCAUUUAAACAAAUAAGCCACAUGAUAUGCCAGUUUAAAAAAAAUAAACGGUGGUAAGCCAUGGUGUGAUAUCUCUAUCUACCAUGCACUUAAUGAAUAAUUUUAAAAACAGAAUGGGCAAAAAGAAUGAGGUGAUGAGAAGCAUUAAAGUGAACUGGUUUCCAGCAAUUUAUGUCUGUGAUAUUUUUGUGUUACUGAAAAAACAAAGCAUCAGACCACAUUUACGAAGAACUGUCUUCAUUAUAGUUUGAUAAAGAAAAUGGAGCAAUGGUUUGGUGUUUGUACAAUUUGACUUUAGUGACAAUGAAAAGAAUCUUGUCUACAAACAAUAUCUCAGUUUACUCUUUGCAUCUGAAAUUCAACGCAUUUGUCAGUAAUUAUCUGUAAAGUCCCAGAUAAAAUAAAAU
Scleropages formosus (Asian bonytongue) is the source of this 1245-nucleotide messenger RNA. RefSeq names its product cornifelin homolog B-like. The transcript is spliced from 4 exons. The record is from RefSeq and is a predicted model, not a curated record. NCBI's taxonomy places the organism in Eukaryota, Metazoa, Chordata, Actinopteri, Osteoglossiformes, Osteoglossidae. The coding region runs from base 143 to 526 and encodes 127 amino acids.